This is a messenger RNA of Scophthalmus maximus (turbot), 2174 nucleotides long. It is a transcript of the gene inhbab, whose product is annotated as inhibin subunit beta Ab. Bases 404 to 1594 code for a protein of 396 amino acids. Gene Ontology annotation, biological process: BMP signaling pathway; SMAD protein signal transduction. Gene Ontology annotation, molecular function: cytokine activity; hormone activity; growth factor activity. The transcript is spliced from 3 exons. Gene Ontology annotation, cellular component: extracellular region. NCBI's taxonomy places the organism in Eukaryota, Metazoa, Chordata, Actinopteri, Pleuronectiformes, Scophthalmidae. The record is from RefSeq and is a predicted model, not a curated record.
UCUCUUACAUCAAAUGUUGCUCCGGAGCCGUUCAGCAUCAGUUACCAUGGUGAUUCAUCAGCAGCUCCGGACGUGCAGCUCCAGACGUGCAGCUCCAGAUGUUCAGCUCCAGAUGUUCAGCCUCAGGUGAUCUUUGAGGGAAAUACCUCUGUGGACAGAGGGAGGGAUUAAACAGGCACAGAGGUAUAAUUACAGUAACUGAGCAGAGAGGGAGAGUAGAGUGACCCUGCACACCGGACCAUCAGGACCAGAGAGAACCAGGACCUCAGACCUGCAGCGGUCAACUUACCAGGACCAGAACCACCAGGACCAUCAGGACCAGAACCACCAGGACCAUCAGGACCAGACUGAGAACGUCAGACGUGCAGACUGUUAAGAGAGACUCGACUGACUCGUGUCCAUCAUGUCUUCACUGUUCUUCUUCGUGACUCUCGUCCUUCUCACCGACGCGUCUCCGACGGCGUCUGUAGCUCCUGACGUGGACAUGGUGCCUCAGUCCUCCGACUGUCCGUCCUGCUCUCUGUCUCAGCUGAAGAAGAACUCGUCUUCGUCGGGAGGACAGAACGACAUGGUGGAGGCGGUGAAGCGUCACAUUCUCAACAUACUGCACCUGAGUGUCCGACCCAACCUGACACAGCCGGUCCCUCGAGCCGCGCUGCUCAACGCCAUCAAGAAGCUGCACGUAGGCCACGUGGCCGAAGAUGGUAGCGUAGAGAUCCAGGAGGAGGGCCGGGGCCCCGGGGCCCUGACGCCACCUGAACCGCCGUCUGAGAUCAUCACCUUUGCAGAACCAGGUGACUCUCAGAAUGCGGUGACCUUUGACAUUUCCAAGGACGGCAGUGGCUCUGCUGCGGUGGAGCAGGCCAACGUCUGGAUCUUUCUGAAGAUGUCAAAGGGAAACCGACCAAAGGGCAAAGUGUUGCUGCGGCUGCUGUGGCUUCAUGAGGACGAUGACGAUGAUGAUGAGGAGGAGGAGGAGUGUGUUUCAGAGAAGAUGGUGGACACUCGUCGCAGCGGCUGGCACACCCUCGCCGUCCCUCGCAGCGUCCAGAGUCUGUUGGAUGCUGGCAGCAGCUCGCUCAGCCUGCGGGUUUCCUGUCCGCUGUGUGCCGAGGCCGGCGCCUCACCGGUCCUGACGCCUGCCGCCGGCGAGCGAGCUGCUGGUCGAGAUCAGUCUCAUCGGCCGUUCCUCAUGGUGGUUCUCCGAGCUCGGGAGGAGGCUGCGCAGCGACGAGUCAAACGAGGUCUGGAAUGUGAUGGAAAAAUACACGUCUGCUGCAAACAAGAGUUUUACGUGAACUUUAAAGACAUCGGCUGGAACGACUGGAUUAUCGCUCCAUCAGGUUACCAUGCCAACUACUGCGAAGGCGACUGUCCAAACCACAUGUUGAGCCUCAGUGGCUCGUCUCUCUCCUUCCACUCAACCGUCAUCAACCAUUAUCGCAUGAGGGGCUACAGCCCGUUUCAAAACAUCAAGUCGUGCUGCGUGCCGACGAGGCUGCGAGCGAUGUCCAUGCUUUACUACAACGAGGAGCAGAAGAUCAUCAAGAAAGAUAUUCAGAACAUGAUCGUAGACGAGUGUGGCUGCUCGUAAAACUGCCACACCAACAUCAGAUCAGCACUUUCCCAGUAAAAGAGUUCAUGUUUAUUGACGAGGCAUCGUGAGACUUUUCCACAUUGGAACAACCUGAGUUACUAUGCAACAGAUUCCACAGUUACUAACGUUUGUCUUUGACUUUUCUGCCGUCAGAGAAAACGUGAGAGAAUCUGUUUACUGAUGGUUUAAAAUCUCUAGUCUUGAGAUACUUGAAGAAAUUGUGUUCAACCAGUUGUUUGACCCAAACGUUGCUGUUGUUGUUGUUGUUGUUAUUAUUAUUAUCAUAUCAAAUUGUAUUAAUUCCAAUAUUUGCACAGAAAAAAAAGAUUCCUGGAAGUUUGGCCUCAGCUUCAACGUAGAAAGCCAAAGAUAGUCUGAAGAUAAAGAUGGUUAAAUAUCAAGGUUUUAUUAAUGAGACAAGUUUUCAUUAAUGAGCUGUCAGUUACUAAAUGUUAAUUAUUUACCUGAUGAUUGAAAAAACAUUUUGACUGUUGUUUCAUUAUAAAACAAUAUGAGAUGUUGAUGAACUUUAUAUAAUUUAUUUUCAUUUCUGCUUCAUCAUUAAACAAACUGUGAA